Molecule: messenger RNA, 5012 nt
Organism: Phyllostomus discolor (pale spear-nosed bat)
Lineage: Eukaryota; Metazoa; Chordata; Mammalia; Chiroptera; Phyllostomidae
Gene: MEFV
Product: MEFV innate immuity regulator, pyrin
Exons: 10
Molecular function (GO): zinc ion binding; protein binding
Source: RefSeq, a predicted model, not a curated record
UCUCAAGCAUGGCACUAUGAGGAUCUUAUGUUGCUGGUGGUACCAAACAAUUGGAAUUACAUUAACAGGGGUGACGCCAGGGCUUGACUCCUGGCAGUGCCCUCUGGCCUUGCCUGCCUUCUUGGGCAGAGAACCAAAAAGCUUGCAGGACUGUAUGUACUGCUCCCUAUUCCCCCAACUAUUGGCUCUGGACGGUCAAUAAAACCCGAGUCUAGAGAAUAGUUGGCCAGAAGGGCUGACCCUCAUCAUGGUUGUCUUCAGCAUGGAACCAGGGACUCUGUUCCCACCCCCGAAUCCUGAAAGUAGGAAAGGGGGAAGCAUCUGAGCGCCUGCCCCAAGAUCAAGAGGCUGGAAUCCAAUUCCAGACCCUCCCUCACAGACUUUCCUGCAGCCCAACAGUCUAGCCCUUGGAGAUGAGAGCUGGGGCACUGGAAGACCAUAUGUUGGGCAGGCAUCAAGUCCUCCCAGCUGGAAAAAUGUCUGAAUCUGGAAGAAAGGGAACACAAGCCACCACGGACCUCUUAUAGUCUCAGUUCCCACCAAAGCACAAAGCAUUUCCUGUGCCUUUCCGUUAUUUCACAAGUUCUUCUCACUUACACCCUGGGCUGCAGGACAGAGGACCUUUUCUCCUCCAAGAAGCCAGACAGCUGGCUCUAACCUCUCCUGGUCAACACCAUGGCCAAAACCCCUAGUGACUAUCUGUUGUACUCCCUGGAGGAGCUGGUGCCCUAUGACUUUGAAAAGUUCAAGUUCAAGCUGAAAAACACCAGCCUGGAGAAGGAGCAUCCUCGGAUACCCCAAGGCCAGCUCCAGACAGCUAGGCCAGUGAGGCUGGCCACUCUGAUGCUCACCCACUAUGGGGAGAAGUGUGCUGUGCGGCUGACACUGCAGGUCCUGAGGGCCAUCAACCAGCACCUCCUGGCAGAGGAGCUCCACAGGGCGAUUGGUCCAGAAUAUCCAAUACAAGAAAGUGGCACUGACUGUUUGGCAAUGUCUUGUUUAUCUGGGGAGAAUAAGCCUAAAAGCCUAAGGAUAUCAGAUGGCCUGGAAGGUGACAGGCAGCAGCAAAGUGGUGAUGGGGCAACCAGCCAGCCCAAGGCCGGGAAGGGGCCCCAGAAGAAACCUCAGGGUAAACGGAGAGAUCAGAAGGGCUCAGAGGGCCUGGAUGUUCAGGGCAAGCCAGGCCCCAGGAGUGUGACUCUGUCAUCCAAAAAAAGUCCAUUCCCAGGCAAGCCACAAGGCGAGAAGGGGAGCAAUUCGAGUGUCAGGCUACGCCGGAAUGCCAGCUCUGCAGGAAGACUCCAAGGACUUUCCAGUGGGUCAUUUGCUGGGUCCCCGGGCAGGAAAGAAUGCAAGAUAUCUGAAACAUGUGUACCUUCAAAAAAGAAUCGACCCAAAAGUCUUGAAUUUACCAUUUCUUCAGGAGAGAGAGAACUGCCCAAUCUAGGAACUCUUCUGCCUCAAGAGAAAAUCAGACGUGAGAAUCCCGACUCAGCAGCUAUCCUCCGCAAAGUGGCCACUCUGGAUGUAGGCGCUACCAUAGCUCUGGAGAAAUGCUCCAGAAAUCCAGAACAUUUUGUGACAAUGGAUGGGGAAGCAUUCAGGAUUAUGCUUUCCAAUAUGUCAUUGGCUGGAGAGGAGAAGACCUGGGAGCAUCCAGAAUCCACAACACCUUCGGAGAAAAAUAAAAAUGAAGAACCAGAGACCCCUGGGACCUCAGGGGAGGCAACAGGCAAUGAGCUUUUAAAUCCAGGAGUCCCUCCAUCUUCAGGGAGGCCGCAGGAUGAAGCUGUGUGUCCCCUUUGCCGUACCCAGGAAGGAGAUCCAGUUGGUGGCACUCGUGUGCACAAUUCUUGCAGCUGCUCCAUUGCUUCUAGGGAUCCUAAGACCUCAGGGGGUUGCUUGCCCAGCUGCCCCAGGUACCAGGCCUCGCUUCCAAUGGAGAGCUCUGGAGGCUUUGAGCGGCAGGAGGGCCUUCUGAUGACCUGUCUGAGCCCUAAGCCCCUGCCGCAAUGUGAGCGUCACAGGAAGCAGGCCCAGUUGCUCUUCUGCGAGGACCAUGGGGAAACUAUCUGCCUCGUCUGCAGCCUGAGUCAGGAGCACCGAGGCCACUGGGUACGCCCCAUCGAGGAAGCUGCCCUGGAAUACAAGGACCAAAUUCAGAAGCAGCUGGAGCAUCUGAAGGAGCUGAGAAAAUCUGGAGAGGAGCAGAGAUCUCAGGGGGAUAAGAACAUAGUGAACUACCUGAAACAAACUGAAAUCCAGAAGCAGAAAGUUAGAUACCAGUUGGAGAAGUCGCACCGCUUUCUGGAGCAGCAAGAGCAGCUCUUUGUGGCCUGGCUAGAGGAACUGGGCCAGACCAUUGGCCAGGUCAGGGAGACAUAUGGCACCCAAGUAUCCAGGGAUAUUGCCCCUCUCAGCAAGAUGAUCGAGGAGCUGGAGGCCAAGCAGUGCCAGCCAGAAUGGGAGCUUAUGCAGGACAUCGGAGUCACCCUGAACAGAGCCAAGACACUGACUGUCCCUGAGCCAUGGACCACUCCUCUAGAGGUAAAAGAAAAGAUCCACCUCCUCCACCAGAAAUCAGAGUUUAUGGACAAGAGCAUAAAGCAUUUCUUGGAAACCCUAUAUUCAGGAAUGGAAACCUUCAGUGUUCCAGAACUGAUUGGUGCUCAGGCACAUGCUGGAAAGUGCCCAGAUCAAGUUAAUGUACUUCUGGAUGCAGAAACUGCCCAACCCAACCUCAUCAUCUCUGAUGACCUGAAGAGUGUUAGGCUUGGAAACAAGUAGAACCGCAUGCCUGACAAUCCAGAAAGAUUUGAUAGCUGCGUUAUUGCCCUGGGCUCUCCGAGCUUCCUCUCUGGCCACCAUUACUGGGAAGUGGAGGUGGGAGACAAGACAGCAUGGGUCCUAGGCAUCUGCAAGACAUCCAUAAGCAGAAAGGGGAGCAUGACUCUGUCACCAGAGAAUGGCUACUAGGUGGUGAUGAUGAUGAAGCAAAAUGAGUACAAGGUGUCCACCCUUCCCCCAAUCUGCCUGCAGAUGAGGAAGACCCCCAGGCGUGUGGACAUCCUCCUGGACUACUUGGCUCGAGACAUUUCCUUUUACAAUGUGACAGCCAAAUCUCACAUCUACACAUUCACCAGCUUCUCUUCCUCUGGGCCCCUUCAACUUAUCUUCAGCCCUAAAACACAUGAUGGAGGGAAGAAUAUGGGUCCUGUCACCAUGUGUCCAGUGGAUGGCCAGGUGCCUCACUGAAUGCCUUAUACUUUUCGUCUUUCUUCCAACUCCCAACCUUGUCUCUUGAAUUCAUACACUCAACAGUUAUUAUUGUACAUAUACCAAAUUUUGGGUGCUUUGGGAAAUACAAUAAAUCAGAAAAUAGUCUGUGUGCCCCAGGAGCUUAUGGAGUUGUAGUUGAAGUAAGCUAGGUACUUAAAUAGUGGUAAACCAAGGGUGAAAAAAGAAAACACACGUAAUGAUGACAUGCGAAGUUUUCUUCAGAAUAGGAAGUACAUGGCUAUUGCUCAAUAAAUCCUUGUAUGUAUUAACACCCUAAGAGGUUCCUGAGACAGAGAUCCCACUCUCAUUUCCCUCAGGACGCCAUGGCAAAGUCAUGUCCCCUCAGUUUAUUCUCCCCUGUUUUGAGGACUUGGGAAUUCUAGAUUUAAAAAACAAAACAAAACAAAACAAGCACAGUGUCUUGCUGUAAUUUGUUUUUUUGUACCUGGAAUAGUAAACUAUGAUUCUUAAACAGCACUGGCUAGGCCUGAUAAACUGAUUAGAAAAUUUUAUCAUAAUUCCAUUUGUUGUCACUCAAUUGGUCACUGUGAGAUUCCACUUCCCUACUGAACACCAUGAAAGAGAUGGGGCUACUGUGGUGGGAAAACAUUUGACAUACAUUCCAAGUGUCCAGUUAUUCUGUCCUGAUCUAUAUCUGGAAAUCUGUGAGCCUGUGGAAUAUUAUGUGCUCUAGUUCACAGAUGUCCCCUCUAUCAUCCCCCAUUAGAUGUAAAGAGAAAGGAUGUAAGAAAAAAAUAAUCAAUGAAGAUUAAACUCCAAACCCCUCCUACAUCAACUCCUCUUUCUGUAUCUUCACACUAGACCCUAGAUUGGACUCCAGUUCUCCAUGGUUGUGACCACAGCACAAAACACGUUUUGCUGUCUUCAUGGUGCUUUGUCCUAUGUGAAUGAUCCACAUGCUGACACAGUUCAUGUGCCCUAUUUGCUCAGCUGUUCCCUAUGGUUGGUCAUUUGUUACUUCCAAUUAUUCCUGCACUUUUCACAAUCAGCUUCGUGUUUAUUUUCCACCACCUCACUAUACACUUAUUUUUUUUUCUCCUCUUAUUCUUAAAACAGUUCUAGAAUGUGAACUGUUUGAUAACACUUGCUACAGUGGCCAUAUAAUCCUCCAGAAAGAUUUAAAAUAUUUCAUGCCCAAAACAAUGUUUGACAUUAUUUUUUGCUGGUUUAACAGAGAUAUAAUGAGAUUUUACCUAUGUUUUGUCUCAUUACCAUUUAUGAGGCAGUGAAUUUUUCCCAGUGAAUUUCUACUUUUUACUUCAUUCUGUAGAAAUGGUACAGGUCCUUUGACUAUUUACUUGUAGAAUCUAAAUAUUCAAGUUUUUUGUUGAUAUUAUGUUCUUCAUAAAUAUUUUAGAUACUAAACAUUUGUAUCUGUAAGAUGAAAUCUUCCCUGUCUGGUGUUUUUUAAUUGUGAUAUAUUUCACAUACCAUAAGAUUCACCCUUUGAAGGUGUAUAGGACUUCCAGUCAAGAUUGGCAGAGUAGGUAAAGGCUGCGCUUGCCUUCUCUCACAACUACAACUAAAUUACAAAACCACCACCCUUGAGAACCAUCUGAAAACUAGCUGAAUGAAAUUCCUAAACUAAGUAUACAAAAAAGAAGCCACACCAAGACUGGUAGGAGGGGCAAAGAUGCAAAAUGGGCUGUGGAGGUGCCUGCCGAGGAGCCAGGAAAUCCAGCCCUAUACCGAGCUCCCCAGCCCAGACCACC